AUGAAUGUUACAUCGGCACUACCCAUUGCAACGGAUAUAAAAACUAUUCGAGAAAAUUAUGACAUAAGCAAUCCUGUUGUUGCUGAAAUUAUAAAAAAACAAUUCUCAUUAUUAACACCACUAAAUACCUCCACAUCAAAAUUUGAAAAAAAUGCUAACACUGAAAAAAAAAAGAAGAAAAAACAAGUUGAUAAAAAUUUUCCUCUGAUAUCAGUUAGAAGAUCUACAAGACUUUUAAAUUCUCCUUCUGUUGUAUAUAAAGAAGAAGAUGAUAAAUUUAUAUCUUAUGAAUCGAAAUCAGAGCCAAACAAGCCUCCAAUUGUUCGACCACCUAAUGAUUAUGGAGCUGUACCAGGUGUUGACAUUGGUUUUCACUGGGAAACCAGAAUGGAAUGUUCUAUGUAUGGUGUACAUAGGCCUACAGUAGCUGGAAUUCAUGGUGGCCCAAAUGGAGCAUAUUCAAUUGCUUUGUCUGGAGGCUAUCCUUAUUGGGAAGCUAGGGGUAAAACAGGACAUAGAAUUUAUAGAUUCAGAAUGGAAAGAAUGGAAAAUCAGCCGCCACCACCAUGGGAAAAAAUAAAAAAAAACAAUUUGAGUAAGCUAACAAAUGAAAAUCUUAAUUGUGAAGUAGAAGAAGAUGAAGAAGAAUCAAAAGAAAAUGUGAGCCCUGAUCAAAAUAAUUUUAAUAAUAAUAAUAAUGCUGGUAAUAUUGUUUCGAAUGAAGAUUUAUCACAUGUUGACUGCGAAAUUGAAAAUUGCAUUAAAUUUUUCUGUAAAGUUGUUCAAAUAAACAAUGGAAUUUCAUCAAAUGAUAAAUCGGAUGAAUCUGACUUUCAGGGUUGGGAUAAUGUAUGA
This is a messenger RNA of Pediculus humanus corporis (human body louse), 855 nucleotides long. RefSeq lists its product as uncharacterized. The coding region runs from base 1 to 855 and encodes 284 amino acids. Gene Ontology annotation, biological process: negative regulation of gene expression via chromosomal CpG island methylation; protein ubiquitination. NCBI's taxonomy places the organism in Eukaryota, Metazoa, Arthropoda, Insecta, Psocodea, Pediculidae. The record is from RefSeq and is a predicted model, not a curated record. Gene Ontology annotation, molecular function: ubiquitin protein ligase activity. The transcript is spliced from 4 exons.